AUUCUCAUAAAUCAUAAUAAUACGCUGCCCUAACCCGAUUUUAUUGUGUUUCUGACCCGCCUUUUUACCAAGUCUCUCCCUCUCACACACACUCCUCUUCAACCUCUAUCCCCUUCUCGCUGGUGAUUUCGGCGGCGGAGCAGCGAACAUUCCGACGCCGGCGAUUCGAAUUUGCAAUUAGACCACAUGGCGGAAGAUCGGAAAACACCGAAGCUUCCCGUCGAAGGCAAGCGCAACAUCCUCAUCACCAGCGCCUUGCCUUACGUCAACAACGUCCCUCAUCUCGGCAACAUCAUUGGAUGUGUGUUGAGUGCUGAUGUGUUUGCUCGCUACUGUCGCCUUCGGGGUUACAAUGCUAUUUACAUCUGUGGCACUGAUGAGUAUGGAACUGCCACUGAGACUAAAGCCAUGGAAGAGAAUUGCUCCCCCAAAGAGAUUUGUGACAAGUAUCAUGCUAUUCACAGUGAGGUCUACAAUUGGUUCAAUAUAAGUUUCGAUGAAUUUGGGCGGACCUCAUCCCCUCAGCAAACUGAAGUUUGCCAAGCGAUUUUUAAGAAAGUAUUUGACAACAAAUGGCUCUCCGAGAACACCAUGCAGCAGCUUUACUGUGAUACAUGCCAAAGGUUCUUGGCUGAUCGGCUCGUGGAGGGUAACUGUCCAACUCCGGGGUGUGGGUAUGAUUCUGCUCGAGGAGACCAAUGUGAGAAGUGUGGAAAGCUUCUGAAUCCAACAGAAUUGAAGGAUCCUAGGUGCAAGGUUUGUCGAAAUUCUCCCCGUAUUCGUGAUACGGACCACUUGUUUCUUGAACUCCCUCUGUUGAAAGAUAAAUUGGAAAAAUACAUCAAAGAGAUGUCUGUAGCCGGAUCAUGGAGUCAGAAUGCUAUUCAAACAACAAAUUCAUGGCUUAGAGAGGGAUUAAAGCCACGUUGUAUUACCAGGGAUCUGAAAUGGGGGGUUCCUGUUCCACAUGAAAAAUACAGUGACAAGGUUUUCUAUGUUUGGUUUGAUGCACCUAUCGGAUAUGUCUCAAUCACCGCAUGCUACACAAAUGAUUGGGAGAAAUGGUGGAAAAACCCGGAGAAUGUGGAGUUGUAUCAGUUUAUGGGCAAGGACAAUGUACCAUUCCACACUGUGAUGUUUCCAUCUACACUACUUGGAACUGGUGAGAAUUGGACUUUAAUGAAGACCAUCAGUGUUACCGAAUACUUGAAUUAUGAAGCAGGGAAGUUUUCUAAAAGCAAAGGCAUUGGGGUAUUUGGUAAUGAUGCAAAAGAUACUAAUAUCCCAGUUGAAGUAUGGAGAUAUUACUUGCUCACAAAUAGGCCUGAGGUAUCAGAUACAUUAUUCACGUGGACUGACUUGCAAGCGAAAUUAAAUGGGGAGUUGCUGAGCAAUUUGGGCAACUUUGUCAAUCGAGUUUUGAGUUUUAUUGCCAAACCUGCAGGUCAAGGAUAUGAUUCCACUAUUCCUGCUGUUCCUAAUGAUGUAAGUGGUGACUCCCACAAUCCGACAAAAAAAAUGGCUGAUAAAGUUAUUGCAUAUGUGGAGCAAUACAUAGAAGCAAUGGAGAAGGUUAAGCUAAAGCAAGGAUUGAAAAUUGCAAUGAGCAUAUCUGGCGAGGGGAAUGCAUAUCUGCAGGAAACUGAAUUCUGGCGCCUUUACAAGGGAAACCCUUCUCUCUGCUCCCUUGUUAUGAAAACUGCAGCUGGGCUUGUAUAUCUUCUUGCUUGUUUAUUAGAACCUUUUAUACCAUCAUUCACUGUUGAGGUAUUUAAGCAGUUAAAUUUGUCCACGGAUAUGCAUCUUUCACUUUGUGACGAUAAAGGAGAUAUUGAUAGGGUAAGAAGACCCUGGGAUCUCAUAAGUGUUGGUCAUAAAAUUGGAACACCCAAGCCAUUGUUCAGGGAGCUGAAAGAUGAAGAAGUGGAGCUCUACAGAAAUAAGUUUGCAGGAAGUCAAGCUGAUAGAAUUAUCCGUGCAGAAGCUGAAAAUGUUGCUGAGCAACUAAGGAACACAAAUGUUUCAGAUGGCAAUGGAAAGAAAAAAUCAUCAGCAAAAUCAUCAAAUGUAACAAAAAACAAGGCUGCUGCUGAGCAAGAAAUUACCAUCUCAAGACUUGAUAUCCGGGUUGGUCUCAUAAAGAAAGCUGAAAAACAUCCUGAUGCAGAUUCUCUAUAUGUUGAAGAGAUCGAUGUUGGUGAAGAACAGACCAGAACUGUUGUCAGUGGACUGGUCAAGUAUAUACCAAUUGAUGAAAUGCAGAACCGAAAGGUUUGUGUUCUUUGCAACCUAAAGCCAGCAGCCAUGAGGGGCAUUAAAUCUCAUGCUAUGGUUCUUGCUGCUUCCAACGAUGACCACACCAAGGUUGAGUUGGUUGAAUCUCCUAGUUCUGCUGUUGUUGGAGAAAGAGUCACAUUCCCUGGGUUUGAAGGUAAUCCUGAUGAACUCUUGAACCCAAAGAAGAAAGUUUGGGAGACACUGCAGGUGGAUCUGCACAGUAAUGAGGAACUAGUGGCCUGCUACAAAAAUAUUCCACUUACCACAUCGGCUGGUGUUUGCAAGGUUUCAUCCAUACGCAAUGGAUCAAUUAGGUAGACAAACAUCACGAGUUAGAAUUCAAAAAGAGAGAGAAAACAAAAGGGAAAAAAAAUAUCUAUAUUUGUUAGCCCUUAUAAUCUGACUCUCGGAUUUGUUAUUUUUCAAGUCAUAAUUGUAGAAUUUUGAGUGUAAUUUGACUUUGAAUUUUGCUCCCUCAUUCUAACCACUUAUUUUGGAUGCGCUGGAACCAAAUUGUUAUCAUGAUUGAUUAAAUUUUAAUUUUAUUUCCAGACUUAGUUUCUUACCUAA
Lotus japonicus is the source of this 2847-nucleotide messenger RNA. Its product is annotated as probable methionine--tRNA ligase. The record is from RefSeq and is a predicted model, not a curated record. The transcript is spliced from 17 exons. NCBI's taxonomy places the organism in Eukaryota, Viridiplantae, Streptophyta, Magnoliopsida, Fabales, Fabaceae. Bases 187 to 2595 code for a protein of 802 amino acids. Gene Ontology annotation, cellular component: aminoacyl-tRNA synthetase multienzyme complex; cytosol. Gene Ontology annotation, biological process: methionyl-tRNA aminoacylation. Gene Ontology annotation, molecular function: tRNA binding; methionine-tRNA ligase activity; ATP binding.